This is a messenger RNA of Magallana angulata, 987 nucleotides long. RefSeq lists its product as uncharacterized. The transcript has a single exon. Bases 1 to 987 code for a protein of 328 amino acids. The record is from RefSeq and is a predicted model, not a curated record. NCBI's taxonomy places the organism in Eukaryota, Metazoa, Mollusca, Bivalvia, Ostreida, Ostreidae.
AUGCAAGGACCUUGUGAUAAGUGGAUGUGGGUCAGCAGCACCAAAGUCAUUCAGACAGACCAUUGUAUGCAGAAUUGGAUCAAGGCAUUCAAGGACACUUCAGCAACUCUCGAGGGCAUUGCACAAGUUGCAGGGACUGAUUCUGUGUGUGUUCCAGCAAACUCUAUACGUUUUGUACAUGUGAGAGGUCCACAUCGUAAACACUGGAAAUUUCCUUCGACACCUAUUUGUAUUGAACCAAGCUCUCAAAUAGACAGCCUCCUUAUUAUAAACACUGUGGUGGAGCAAGGAUCAGGAGCGUACGCAGUACCUGUCGCUUAUUUAACAAGCACGGACAUCUGGAUACCACCGAGGACUAGAUUAGGUCUCAUGAGUGAGUGUAUGUUAGAGCCUAGUUCAGUGUCUAAGGUCGAGUUCGUUCAGACGAAUGUUUGUGAACAGACUGUUGUGCCUCACAAUGACAUCGCUGCAGAUGGAGGAACAUCUUUAGACCUAACAGCCUUACUACCAACAGACCUGAGGUGUACUGAGACUCAAAAGAAGAAGAUUGAAGAUGUUUUUAAGAGAUAUAGUGACAUAUUCAUUCAGCAUGAUCUGGAUAUGGGAUACACUUCGACUGUUACUCACAAGAUAGACACUGUUGAUGAUAAGCCUGUGUGCCAGCCAUAUAGGAGAAUUCCACCUAGCCAAUCCCAGGAAGUGAAAGAACACAUUCAAUCGCUGUUGGAUAAGAACAUUAUAACAAAAAGCACAAGCCCAUACACUUCACCUAUAGUUGUGGUCAGAAAAAAGGAUGGCUCUAUAAGGCUGUGUGUUGAUUACAGAAAGCUGAACCAGAAAACGAUAAGAGAUGCUUUCCCGCUUCCAAGGAUAGAGGAGUCCUUAGAUGCUCUACAUGGUUCCAGUCUGUUUAGUACUUGGACCUUGCUAGCGGCUUUCACCAGAUUGCUAUGUCACUUACAGACCAGCACAAAACUGCAUUUGUGA